UAAAUGUUUUUCACCAGCAUUUAUCUCUCGAUCACACUCCAGUCCAGUUGGUGGCGCUAAUGCAACUUUAAGUUGGUUUGCCAACCGCCAAUAAACCACAAGGAAGAAGAAGAAGUUGAAGAAGAAGAAGAAGAAGAACCCGCCAAAAUCAAAACGGUUUCUGCUAAGGAGAGAAAGUAAACAAACCGCCCUUUCUGUGGUGUCGUAGGAAUUCGCUUUUAUUUUUGCAAAUUUAUACUCUUAUCUGAAAAUGGACCCAACUACACGGUUCUUUAGCAAGCUGAGAAAGCUGGUGGGUACUCUCGAGUCGGAAACGGCCAAGCUUCAGCACACCUUUGAAAACCGCAACAACGACAAUGACAGCGAAGGCACAGCGAAAGCCAUGCAAGCAUACCACGAACUUAACUGUGAAGUCGGGACCCUGAAGGGGCAGAUCCAGGGGCAGAUUGCUCAGCAGAAAGCACAAGCGAAUGAGGUAAGUAACUUCAUUAAGACCUGUAGAGUGAUGGAGCAGAGGCUCGCUCAGGACAUCCGAACACUGAAGGGACACUGGGAAAAAUAUGGUUACCAAGCUCCCAGAGACACCCAGAGAACAACCAAGGCCAAAGGUCAGGAGUCAGAAACUGAAGAUGAAAUAGCAGAUGAGAAUGAAACCAAGUCAGCGAGAGGAGAGAGGGGAAGCCAGGAGGAGGCUGGAGGUAAUCACUUCACGUCGCCUCCAACAGCGGGACCGAUACCCUUUAUUGACUUGCUGCAAACGCCGCAGCUCUCUGACUUUGGUCUGUCUGAGAUGCAGCUGAAGAGAACUCUGGCUGGGUGCUCUGAAGUGCCUCCUAUGCCUGAAAUGAGCAUCCCUCACCCCUCACUCAACACGCCCGCACCACCGCCCAUGCCCUUAACCCCCAAAUGUGCCCUGCGGAUGGAUGACGAUGAGUUACAGACACCUCAGAUGUCUGACUUUGGCAUUUCAGAGCACACAAUGUGUCUGAACGACUUUACUAUGGAUCUGCUCCGGAAGAAUGUUGAAAAGCCCCAAAGACCAUCACAAGACAUGCCUGGAACACCAGCAAACACUCUAAUGGACAAUUUGCAGAGACAAGUACAGAACUUGGAGUCCCCAGAGCCACCUGUGUUUUGCACCCCAGGGUUCAAGAUCAAAAAGACAAACCUUCCCCGCUCCCCACUUGCGCAAAGAAAUGGUGACCCAGAAUCCCCCGAACGCCUUAAAAACCUGCCCACCACCCCUGAGAUCCCAGCAUUUAAAACCCCAUACGUUCACCGACUUGUCAGCAACAAAAAGCCGAUCAUCAUACAAGCUGACGAGGAAACCGAGACUUGUGAACUUUCAACACAUUGUACUGGAGCAAUCGGCUCCAAACGCCCAUGGGAAUAUGAUGUGCCAGACGUAUCCAUCAUGGGUGUGGGGGACAAUCAGAUGCCAGAUAUGCCAAACCUGGAGUCUGAUUUGGGAAAUUCUUUACAAACUGGAAGUGCAAAAAGGCCCAAGAAGACUUUGAAGCAUAAAAAGGUGACCAAGGAGCCCAUCGUCCACAACCUGGAGCUGGACGGACCCACCCAGGAGUUCAGCUUGGGGACACCUCGCAUCAGGAUGGACUACCAAGAGCCCGGCACCCCAGAAAUGCCAGACCUCAGCUCUGUUACACAGGACAUCUGUAAACUUGUGUCCCAGGCUCAGUUAAAGAAGACUGCCAUGGAAGUUGCGCACCCAAACAGAGCUGUGAAUCUGUCCGUGGUGUCGGAGAGCGAGUUCCAGGGUUUACCCAGUUACAUGAGGCAGAUGACUCUGUCCAACCUCAACCUGGCAAUCCAAAACAUCAACAAAUUCACGGCGGAGAGUCGAGGAGAACAGACAGAGUUUCUGAUGGAGGAGCUGAGAGCGAUUUGCUUGGUUGGAACUAAGACCCCUGUGUACGUCCUUUGUCUGACGGAGCUCAAUAGGCUGAAGCACAUGUUAGGAGUCGGGAACAACUCUAUGUACAAACUGUGCACACACAUGUAAUAGUGACUUGGAUACAUUACAGUUUGUCCAAAUAAAAUGUCAUCCGGACUCAAGAACCUGCUUGUACAUCUUUCUUUCUUUUUUUCUGUAUUAUAACAUUUCAUUAUUUUUGCAAAAAUGAUU
This is a messenger RNA of Etheostoma cragini (Arkansas darter), 2143 nucleotides long. It is a transcript of the gene ska3, whose product is annotated as spindle and kinetochore associated complex subunit 3. The transcript is spliced from 11 exons. Lineage: Eukaryota; Metazoa; Chordata; Actinopteri; Perciformes; Percidae. The record is from RefSeq and is a predicted model, not a curated record. Gene Ontology annotation, biological process: mitotic cell cycle; chromosome segregation. Gene Ontology annotation, cellular component: outer kinetochore; spindle microtubule. Bases 251 to 2020 code for a protein of 589 amino acids.